GGGCACGGCUCUUUAAGUAUCUUUUUGAAAUGCUCUUCCAAAAACGCAGUUUCACUUUGCUUUGACUUCUCGUCGUCUCACCGCCUUCCUCCAUCAUCCAUCAUCCAUCGGCAUUUUAUGGGAAGCCAUCAAGCAAUACCACUCUCACUCUUAUUAUUCUACAGCAAUUAAUCCAUUGCUAAGGCAAUCUCUCUCUCUCUCUCCAUAUCCUUCUUUUAAGAAACUACAAUCACCAUGUUGGCUCUGAGACAGGCUUCCACGUUGCGACCACUCGCCGGUCAGUUAACUACUCGCAGUAAUAGUCGUCUCAAAAUACUACCCAAGAGAUUCUCCUCCACCAAGACUGCUACUAAUAAUAAUGCCCAAGGAGAAAAAGCCACCAAGAAGGGAUUUGUCGAGUGGUACGAAGGCCACUUGGAAUCUCGACCCGUCGUCACCAAGAUGCUCACGGGAUGUUGUCUCUGGGGAUUGGGAGAUAUCGUGGCACAAGUGGUCCCUCACAUGGCCAAUAGCGAACCCGACAAGAAACCCUUGGAGUACGAUUUUCCUCGCACUGGACGAGCCGUCCUCUUUGGAUUUGCCUUGCAUGCUCCAACAUCCCAUGUGCAUUUCAAUUUCCUGGAAUGGCUGACCCAUCGAGUGGGAGUCACCGGUUUGGGAAUUCCCGUCUUCAAGGCUUUUAUGGAGCAGUUUGUCUAUUGGGGUUGGAUUUCCAAUGCCAUGUACCUUGGUGCCAUGGGUGCCAUGCAAGGACAUUCCCCCGAAAAGAUUACCACGAAAAUCCACGAUUCCAUUUGGGGACUCAUGAAGGCACAAUGGGCAUUCUGGGUACCCGUACAGUUGCUCAACUUUCGAUUCAUUCCCGUACGGCAUCAGCUCAAUGUCGUCCUGGUCACCAGUAUCGUAUGGACGGCUCUCUUGAGUUUCUGGUAUCCUCCCGAAAAAGCUAUCAAGGCCGAGGAAGAAACAACAACGACAACUACCACCGCCAAAGCGGCAAAAGAGGAGUAAGGGUUGGUUGGAAUGGCGGUCAGAUCCAAAACAACAAUACACAAUCGAUUUUUGUUUUUUGAUGGAAUCGAAUCAGAGUUUGAGAGAGAGAGAGAGAGUUUGGCUCCUAGGGAUGGCAGCGUUUUGCUGCCAAGGAAAGCGUCAAGUCGCAUUUUUAGGUGCAAAAAGUUGCCUGUUUUUGUUUUGUUUUACGGCUCGGUUGCAUUGGUGUACGAUAACGUAAUUCAUAGUUGUUUGCAAAAACAU
Molecule: messenger RNA, 1257 nt
Organism: Seminavis robusta
Lineage: Eukaryota; Bacillariophyta; Bacillariophyceae; Naviculales; Naviculaceae
Source: the annotation of a GenBank genome assembly